Molecule: messenger RNA, 1191 nt
Organism: Saccoglossus kowalevskii
Lineage: Eukaryota; Metazoa; Hemichordata; Enteropneusta; Harrimaniidae
Product: transcription initiation factor TFIID subunit 3-like
Source: RefSeq, a predicted model, not a curated record
AUGUCAAAUGCAUCUGACUCUGAUGCUUCUAAAAUUGCUGAUAAUUGCGGUAAUGCAUUUGGAUUUGGAAAAUUGUUUCGUAAAAGUUUUGGCAAGAAAGGAAAGAAGAUAGAUGACAACCGGAGAGAGAAAGAGAGGGACAAAGAGAAAAUAAAAGACAAGGAGAAAGAUACUGUGGAUAAUAAGGAAACUAAAGAUAAAAAAAUAGAUCUCUUAACAUUUUCUGCUCAAUUUCCACCAGAGGAUUGGCCGCAGGUUCUACAAGAAAUGAAGCGGAAAGCAGCAGUCAUAAAACGAGAUAAAAACGGUGGGAAAUACGAAACAAGUCUUGUUAAUCACAAUGGCGGAUCUCCUAAAGCAAGUCCAAAGAAAGAUCACGUAGUAAUUUGUGAUGAAGUUGAGCAUAUUCCGGGACCGUCCACUUCUAAAGACAGAAAGAUUAAAGUGUAUCGAAAAAAGGAUGACAGCGACCCUCUUCCUGAAAGCGAGGCAGAAUUUAUCAUACCGACAAAGAUGUAUGAUGACAAAUGCCGCACAAAAGCGGUUUCUGAACAAUUACGGAAACAAUAUUCCAGAAAACAUAAAGAAGAUCCUUGGAAGUAUCUGAGAGAAAAGGAAGGAAAGGCAAUGAAGAAAAAUACGGAGAAAGAGGCUGCUGUCAACGGAGUUAAUGGCACAAGGCCAAAACGUACGAGCGCUAAAGAACGUCCAAAAUCUGAUCCCAGAGACAUUCGCUUAAGAAGUAUAGCUCAGAUACGUACAGCAGAAUAUGUCAGCAAGCUUCCAACAUCUGCGGAUGUUAACGAUGUACAACACUGGGAUGACGAUAUACAUCUUGAUGUAGAUUCGUCUGAAUUUACAACCAGCGAUAAUAACAGGGUGCUAUCACAUCGUGCCAAGAGUAACCUACGAUCUCCAAAGAAAGCAACCGCUGAUCAUGACUUUGAGUCAUCAGAUAUGACACCUUCUGAGGAUCUCAGAGGACGUCAUACAUCUCGUCAUUAUCGGGCAAUUAAGCGUGACGCUACCAAGAUAAUACGGGAUAUUCAAUCACGGGUGGAUGACACUUCUGAUACUUUUACUAGCGACCAGGAAGAUUAUGCGACCCAUCAUCAUCAUCAUGGUUGCCAGGUGAUUAGCACAAAGUCAUCAAAUGGCAAAAGUUCCGCUAAAAGAUUAAACAGUUUUUAG